Molecule: messenger RNA, 2026 nt
Organism: Saccoglossus kowalevskii
Lineage: Eukaryota; Metazoa; Hemichordata; Enteropneusta; Harrimaniidae
Molecular function (GO): protein binding
Source: RefSeq, a predicted model, not a curated record
AGGCACCUGGACACUACGUUGCGUGAUGAAGAUAGUAUUGGUACUGUUGAUCGGCUUCUGCUGCGCCGUGCACGCAGCGAAUAUAGCAGCCGAGGAACCUGCAAUUAGAGACCUAGAAGAAAACAAUGUGAUCGAACAGGAGGCUAGACUUGACAAGAGGGACUUGGGCGAUGAAGACGCAGAAGAGCGUUUACUUCACGAAAAUGUGCGAGAGUUGGAUGAAGAUGGCGAAGAUGGUUUGGAACUGUUCGAAAGACAUCAUAAGUCGAAGUCAAAGUCGAAGUCGAGGUCCAAAUCCAGAUCCGGGUCUAAAUCAGGAGGUUGGUCUUGGUCUGGUGGUAUUUCGUGGAACAAGUGCAAAGCUGGACCCCCAGGGCCACCAGGUCAAAAGGGGUGUCAGGGUCAAAAGGGUGGCGCCGGUGCACCAGGCCAAAAAGGGUGCAAAGGGCCUGCUGGGCCCAAAGGUCCGGCUGGUCCAAAAGGACCACCAGGUCCGAAAGGCCCAAAAGGCCCCAAAGGCCCCAAGGGUGAAAAGGGACAGCGAGGUUGGAAGGGUAAACCCGGCGAAGACUGUAAAGGCGGCAGCAAAAAGAAGUCUGCGUUCACAGGAUUGCGUACGUGCGCUGCUUGUGGCUUUGCUAAUGGUGAGAUCAUUCGUUUCAGCAAGUCAUUAACCAACGUUGGUGGCGAUUUCGUCCACAAAACCGGCAUCUUCAAAUGCGAGUACGCGGGCACCUACUAUUUUUCGUUCAACAUGAGAAAGCCCAGUAACGUAACCACGAUUCAAGUCGACUUGGAGAAAAAUGAUGAAAAACAGCUAGACGUCGACAAGAGAGACUUGGAAGAUGAGGACGCAGAAGAGCCUUUAGUUCAAGAAGAUGCGCGAGGGUUGGAUGGUGGUGGCGAAGAUGGUUUGGGUGAUUUGGAAAGACGUGGUUGGUUUGGAUUGAAAUCAAAGUCCAGAUCUCAUUCCAGAUCUGGUUCCUGGUCUGGGGGACUUUCUUGGAAUCACUGUAAAGCUGGACCUCCGGGCCCACCAGGACAAAAAGGCUGCCAGGGUCAAAAGGGUAGUACUGGUCAACCAGGCCAAAAAGGCGGCUCUGGGCCUAUUGGACCUAAAGGUCCGACUGGUCCAAAAGGGUCACCAGGCCCGGUAGGCCCACCAGGACCGAAUGGCCCCAAGGGUGAAAAGGGACAGCGAGGAUGGAAAGGUAAACCCGGUGAAGACUGUAAAGGCGGCAGCAAAAAGAAGUCUGCGUUCACAGGGUUGUGUACGUGCGCUGCUUGUGGCUUUGCUAAUAAUGAGAUCAUUAGUUUCAGCAAGUCAUUAACCAACGUUGGUGGCGAUUUCGUCCACAAAACCGGCAUCUUCAAAUGCGAGUACGCGGGCACAUACUAUUUUUCGUUCAACAUGAGAAAGCCCAGUAACGUAACCACGAUUCAAGUCGACUUGGAGAAAAGUGAUGAGAAACAGGUUUCCGUGCACGAGACCGGCAAUACCGGUGAUACUGGUAGCGCUGGGGUUGUUUUGAAGCUGGUCAAAGGUGACACUGUCUACCUGCGACUUGUAAAAGGAAACCGGUUGGAGCUACAACGUACGUACGCAGUCGUGCCCGCUAUCAUGGAAAGACUGUUCAUUUUUAUCACGAUGGUAUUUGUGGUGGGUGCCCAGUAUAAUCCAGAGGGUGUGAAGUUCGGCUCGUCAGAUAUUUCUAAAGAAUCUAGUGAAUCGGAAGCUCUAAAAUGUGUUUCAUAUCACUACUUGACUUGCAACAACGACCAGCCUGAAUGUUCCAAAGUAGAGGAGUGUGCUGCAGGCAAUGAUUAUUGCUAUUCGAUGUGGCAAAGCUACGAUUUGGAAGGCGAGACUGUUAAUGACAUGCUACUGCAGGGAUGCUGGAGCACUAACAGUAACUUAGCAUGUUCCUCAUCUGAUCGUUGCCAAGGAGCUGAUGCCAGAUACGGAUUCCGCUUCUGCUGUUGCCAGGGAAAAUAUUGUAAUUCCGAAGUCCAUGAUCCUGAGUAG